CGGCCUUGCACUCCACAAAGAGGCAGAAUGUCAUUGGAUGCGGCAGCAGCUUCGAGAAAAGAGAAGCUAGCGGCGCUCAAGAAACGCAAAGAGACUCAUGACGCAGCACACGAGCACACGAAUGGCCAAGCAAGAGCGGAACCUUUCAAAUUUCGCAAUUAUGAUCCUGUGACGAGGCAGCCCAAGGGACAUGACAGGUCGGCGGAAGAAGAGACCGUCGAGUCACUCAUGAGGGGCAAGACGGCAGAGAUCAUUCGAGAGGACGAAGCGAGGCGGCAGGAGGAACUCGAUCUCACAAAUUUGCAACCUAAGAAGCCCAAUUGGGAUCUGAGACGAGACUUGGAUCGCAAGCUGGCCAGCCUGGAGCCCAAGACCAACGCUGCCAUCGCCCAACUCAUCCGCAACAGGAUAGCGGAGAGCAAGUCUCAGCAGGGUGGACAAGAUCUGGCGAGUGCGGUGGAGCAACGGACUGAAGAGUCCGAUGAAGAUGAAGAUGUAUAAGCUCGCAUCAUGUUGUGAUAGUCCCAUUGUAGAGCAAUCAACACAGAACAGUUGCAUAGCAAUACAGAUCGACGCUCAUGCACCGCCAG
Molecule: messenger RNA, 590 nt
Organism: Mixia osmundae IAM 14324
Lineage: Eukaryota; Fungi; Basidiomycota; Mixiomycetes; Mixiales; Mixiaceae
Exons: 3
Coding region: 28-501 (157 amino acids)
Cellular component (GO): U2-type spliceosomal complex; post-mRNA release spliceosomal complex
Source: RefSeq, a predicted model, not a curated record